Pocillopora verrucosa is the source of this 1803-nucleotide messenger RNA. The record is from RefSeq and is a predicted model, not a curated record. NCBI's taxonomy places the organism in Eukaryota, Metazoa, Cnidaria, Anthozoa, Scleractinia, Pocilloporidae.
AUGAUGAGAUGGCUGGACUUGGUGCACUCUUUGGGACGGUCAGAGUUUCAGAGAAAGCCGGUAAACACUAAGGAUGUUUUGCCUCCUGUGGUGCUUGUGGGUACACAUGCUGAUCUUGUAAGGAAUCCUUCCAAGGAAAUGAAAUCUGUGAUAGACGCCAUUUGCAGCAUGGCUCUUCCAGCAACUUUACACCAUAUUUCAAAAGAAUCAUUCCUCAUAGAUAACACAAAUCCAAACAGAGAAGACGACCCACAGAUCGUUUCUUUGCGUACGAAAUUAUUGAAUCUGUCUAGAAAAAUGCCACACAUCAGCAAGGUAAUCCCUAUGCAGUGGCUCCGCGUGGAGCAAAAAGUCGACGAAAUGGUGAAAGAGAAAGGGAUGCAUUAUGUUGGUAAAAAGCGUUUCACAGAAGACAUUUCUGGGGGCAUUUGUCAGUUAAAUGACACAAAUGACGUUGAAGAAUUGCUGCACUUUUUACAAGCUCGUGGAAGAGUUAUCUACCAAGAUCGCCCUGAAAAUCCAGAUGGUUUGGUCGUGCUGGAUCCGCAGUGGUUAAUUAAAGUACUAUGUGAGAUAAUAACGGUGAGUCCACCAUGGGAAAACCACCCUGUUAUUCAGAGAGAUUAUCAAGUCCUUGGAAAAGAGGGACUGCUUUCGCAGCAGUUGCUAAAUCGAGCGUUUGAACACCUUGAAUUGAAUGAUAUAAGGGGUUCACUGAUUCAUAUCAUGGAAAGCUUUGAUGUUAUAUGUAACUCUAAGAACUGCAAGGGCGAAGAUUAUCCUUUUUUCGUUCCAUGUAUGUUGAAAUCACCGAAGAAGAAUACGAGAGACGCAAACAUGCGCAGUGGCCCUUUGCCCGUAUUUCUCACAUUUAACACCAACUACAUUCCAAGUGGGCUGUUUUGCAGACUGGUUGUACAUUUUUUGGAGUGGACCUCACAAUUACGUGGCUCCUGUAGAGCUCCUUCGUUGUUUGCAAACGCCGCCCGAUUCAAUGUUAGUGAAGUGUAUCAGCUCACUCUAGAGUGUCACAAAACUGUGAUCAAGUUGAAAAUCUGGACACCGCGAGACUCGGAUAAAAUGGAAGAGAAAAGAAUUUGCGAAGAAUUAUUGAGUCAUCUGGAGCGUUGCAAGACUAGGCUAAGCGUCACCUGUCCGUGGUUACGAUCAGUCACGAUAAAAUUGUCUGUGAAAUGCUCGUUGUGUGAACCUUGUCCAGAUAAGUGUCGUGACGGAACCAAUAUUUGCUUAUUGCACAAAAAGAAAGGCUGCUCUCAUUUUGACUGUGGCCACUACAUUCCGUUAAGAAGCUUUGGCCUGAGCUGUGAACACUCUGUUGAUGAUGUUCCCGACUAUCCUACCGAAAAACUGGAUCCUUGGGUUCAGGCUUUGAAAUCCAUUGAACGUAAGAAACGAACUGGUGGAUCUACUGAACAUUUGCCUCGGCCAAAGAUGAAACGCCCUGAUGAAGAUUCGUCUCCGAGUGACACUUCAACCCCAAAGAAAAGAAAAACUUUCGCAGUUAAGCAAGGAGUUCCCAGUGACGAAGAUUUAGAGUGGAUUUCGUCUGAACUCGAACAAUGGAAGAGUGUCGGGCGUCGUCUCAAAAUUAAGGAAGCACGUUUAACGGCGUUUGACAACGGGAACAAGGAUUUCUCUGAAAAAACCUACAAAAUGUUACUUCAUUGGAAAGGGAGGGAUAGCUCAGCUGCAAAAUACACGGUCCUACAUGAUGCACUGUGUCAUCCUUUGGUUAAUCGUACAGAUUUAGCUGAGCAAAUUUGCUGUCAACCACAGGAAUGA